AUGUCUACAACAACCGCAACCACUAUUGCCCCACAGCCAACGGUGCUUCGGACUGGGCAGGAUGGCGCACCUAGUGCUGAGAACGACCAUGCCUUCCAGGCACUUGCACGAGGUGACCAGCAAGGUGUGAUGAAACUGCGAGGUAUCCCUACCUUCACCGAUUUGCACGCAAAGCGGCAAUGGAUUCGUCAGCACAUGGCUGCAGUGUUUCGCUUUUUUGGAAAGCGAGGAUGGGGAGAAGGGGUUUCUGGCCAUAUCUCUGUACGAGACCCGAUUCUACCGGACCACUUCUGGAUGAACCCAUUCGCAAUGCAUUUCAGCCUGAUCAAAGCAUCUGAUCUGGUUCUGGUUGACAGUCGUGGAUACGUGGUGGAAGGUGGCAACCAAGCUAUGAUCAACGAGGCGGGCUUUAUGAUCCAUUCUGAAGUCCACCGUGCGCGGCCGGAGGUUAUGGCUGUCGCACACACCCACAGUAUUUACGGGAAGACGUGGAGCAGUUUUGGUAAACCCAUCGAGAUGCUUACGCAAGAUGCGUGCAACUUCUAUGGCAAGCUCAGCGUGUACGAGGACCACGGCGGGAUUGCCCUGGCCCAAGAUGAAGGCAGGGCCAUUGCGAACGCCCUGGGAAAGACUAGUAUGGCUGCUAUAUUGCAGAACCACGGUUUAAUCACACUUGGGUCUACAGUUGAUGAGGCUGGGUUUCUUUUCUACAGCCUGGAAAAGGCAUGCCACUCUCAGUUGCUCGCAGAGGCUGCUGCUGCUAAUGGAGUUCCUAAGAAGAUCAUUCCCGAUAAUGUCGCCCAAUUCACGGCCGACUCUGUUCAAACACCAAACAACUUCUAUCUGGAGUUCCAGCCCGAAUUUGACUUGGUGGUUGUAGAGUCUAAGGGAGAGGUACUUGAGUAA
Aspergillus pseudonomiae is the source of this 906-nucleotide messenger RNA. RefSeq names its product class II aldolase/adducin domain protein. Lineage: Eukaryota; Fungi; Ascomycota; Eurotiomycetes; Eurotiales; Aspergillaceae. Gene Ontology annotation, molecular function: actin filament binding. Gene Ontology annotation, cellular component: cytoskeleton. Bases 1 to 906 code for a protein of 301 amino acids. The record is from RefSeq and is a predicted model, not a curated record. The transcript has 5 exons.